AAGUCUUUACAUUGGCUGCAGAGUAUCGAUUGUCUCGUAGGUUUGUUCAGAUCCUUGAUAAUAUCGUCCUUCCGUUUUCCUCUUGUCAAGCAUAUUCUUGCUUGUUUACCUUUUCAUAGCUGAUGGUCCAUUAUUGACCUAUGAAUACCGGAAAUUGAGGCAAGUUUAUGCAGUAUAAAAAGAGUUUCAAGUACCUUGGGUCUAUUAUCCAAGAUAAUGGAGAUAUCGAUGAUGAUGUCACACAUCGUAUUGGAGUAGGGUGAAAUGGAGACUCGCAUCUGGAGUAUUGUGCGAUAAGAAGGUGCCAUCGAAACUUAAAGGUAAGUUCUACAGAGUGGUGGUUAGACCUACUAUGAUGUAUGGGGCGGAGUGUUGGUCAGUCAAGAACUCUCACGUCCAGAAGAUGAAAGUUGCGAAAAUGAGGAUGUUGCGAUGGAUGUGUGAGUAUACUAGGAGCGAUAGGAUAAGGAAUGAAGAUAUCCGGGACAAGGUGAGAGUGGCUUCAGUGGAGGAUAAGAUGCGGGAAUCGAGGUUGAGAUGGUUCGGACAUGUGCAGAGGAGAUGUACAGAUGCCCCAGUGCGGAGGUGUGAGAGGUUGGUUAUGGACGGUUUCAGGAGAGGCAGAGGUAGGCCGAAGAAGGACUGGGGAGAGGUGAUUCGACACGACAUGAUGUUUGCCCAGCUUACCGAAGACAUGACUUUAGAUAGGAGAUUAUGGAGGGCACGAAUCAGGGUAGAAGGUUAAUAAGUAGUUGAGUGUUGUCUUGUUUAGCAUUUCAUACUAAUAUUUGUAGCAUUAUCCUUGUAGGUCCUUGUCUUUCGAUUCUUGAUACUAUUUGUUGUUGUUUGUACUUCAAUUAUCAAAUUGUUUUAUUUUCUCUAGCAGUUCACCAUGCCUUUUAUACUGCUUUAAAUUGCUUGUUCUUGUUGUUAGUACUAUUUGGUUGCUUCUUUUACUAUGUUAUUUAUCAUAUUAUCUUGCUGCUAUUACUGCUUAUUAUGACUGUUUAUUAUUCAUGAUGCUUUUUCAUCUCUCUUUGAGCCGGGGGUCAGUCAUUUGUUGGAUUUUAAUUAAUUAAGGGAUAGUUUAUGGCUUGAAUUUUAAUUAAUUAAGGAAUAAUUUAAAAUAGACAAAUAAGAUGAUGACGCGUGUCGCUUCAUUAAAAAUGAGGGAAAUAUCUAACCCAAAGUAUUACGACAGGGGUAUAUUUGGAACCAAAGUAUAACUAGGGGGGUAUAUUGGUCAUUUUCUGAUCAAACAACAUGGGCAAAUAUAAUCUCUUUUCUGUACUUGUUUUUGUUCUUCAAGUAAAAUUUUGACCGCCUACAAACCAAGAUUGCUUGCACCCAUGAUUAGAAUUAGUCUCAAAAAGCAUCUCUUUUCCUUCACAUUUCACUUGUUUUACUCCACAGUUCCAGCUAGUUCCCGUGCCAAUGUAUUGGUGGAUUUCAUGGUAAACUCACUUGGUUUCUCAACACGAGAAGCCAUUUCUACAAACGCUAAGGUAACUCGUUUGAGACUCAGAAAUUAUGAGCCCCAUUUGUUACUUGAUCUCUUUGACCAAAUGGGUUUAAACAAAUCGCAAAUCAAAACCCUCAUUUCUUCUUCCCCUGAGUUGUUGAUUUGUCGUGUUGAUGAAACCCUUAAACCCAAGAUUAAGGUUUUACAACAACUUGGCUUAUCUGGCUCUGACCUUGUUACAUUUAUUAGAAAAAGCAAUUUCAUGAAAAGAGGUUUACAUACUAUUCUAAAACCUAGUCUUAAUUAUCUAAUGGAGUUAUUGGGUAGUCAAGAUUCCGUAGCUAAGGUUGUUAAGAGAGAACCUAGGUUGCUCUCUAGCAAUCUCCCUAAAGUAAUACCACCCAAUAUAACCUUGUUGCAAAAUCUUGGCUUUUCAAGAAUGGAUAUUGAGACGAUUUUUAAUAGGCAUCCUAGGUUUCUACUUAAUAACCCUGAAUGGCUCGAGAGUGCAGUGAAUCGACUAGAAAAGAAUUUUCACAUGUCUCGGGAGUCAGGGAUGUUUCUUCAUGGAAUUGUAGUACUUGGGUCGCUUGAUGAAUCCAAAUUACAAAGGAAAUUAGGUAUUUUUCGGAGUUUUGGAUGGUCUGAUUCUGAUAUCUGCAAGAUGGUGAGAAAGCUUCCUUACUGUUUGGCUUCAUCAGAGACUGAGAUAAGGAUUACAUUGAAGUUUUUCAUGAAUGAACUGGGGUAUGAACCCAGUUAUCUGGCUUCUCAUGCGACACUUUUAAAGCACAGUUUGGAGAAGAGGAUCAGGCCAAGGAAUGAAAUCUUGAAGUUUCUUAAAGAAAACCAGCUGAUAACAAGGAACCUAAGUCUUUACACUGUUGUCAAACAUACUGAAUUGCAGUUUCUAAAGAAAUAUGUGUUGCCUUUUAGGGCGGAGAUGCCCGAGGCAUAUGAUUUAUACAUGAAAACUAGAAGUUAGAGAGAAGUCUUUACAGUGGAGACCGUGGCUGCAGAGUAUCCUUGUCUUGUAGGUUUGUUCAGUUCCUUGAUAAUAUUGUACUUUCCUUUGUUAUGCUCUUGUCAAGCAUAUUGCUGCUUGUUUAUUUUUCAUAGCUGAUGGGUCCAUUAUCGAGCCAUGAAUACCAGAAACUGAGACAAGUCUCAUUUCAAAUCAACCUCUGCUUGUUCAAAGAGAACUAAAUCAGAUUUUAUGUUUGUGAGCUUGAUUGAUUAUUUGAAUGCUUAUCUCUGUCAGGAUAGUACUCUUCGGGCUUGCACUAAAAAUUCUUUUUCUAUCGUCUUUGUUAUAGGAGAACUUUGGUCCUUAAUAACAUAGUUUUGACUUGAGGUUUCUUUUCCUGCCUUGCCUUGUCCUUGUGACUGGGACUAAAAUCUUCACAACAACACACCUAGUGAAAUCCCACAAUGUGGGGUCUGGGGAGGGUAAAGUGUACGCAGACCUUACCCCUACCUUUCAAGGUAGGGAGACUAAAAUCUUCCGUGUCUCGUAAAAGCACAUUCUUUCAGCUUUGACAAGUAGGAGCAUGAUGUUUCUAUAUAUAAUAUGUACAUUGACAAUUUUCAUAGGAGCCGUAGACCAUUGCCUGUUGUGAGAACACAUUGGUAUAAAAGUGAAAAUGGGACCCCAAAAAGAAAAGAAAACUGAAUUCUGGAAAAAUUGCUUCACUAAACCAAUUUUAGUUUUGGUGUUAGCUUUAUUUCAUUUCUUGAUGCCUUAGUCAUGUGUGGGGGUGUGCAUAACUUGGUGUAUAUCAAAUCGGAAUUCAGCAUUUCGGUAUUUUGAUAUUCGGUGCGGUAUUUGGUUUAACUUUUUAAAAAAUUUGGUAUUUGGUAGGAUACUCGGUAUUUAGGAAGGAAAAAAAAAACUGAAAUACUGAGUAUUGUAUCGAAAUUCAUACUUGGACAAUAGUACAAUACACAUGUUAUAUCGUAACAUAAAUAUAAAAGAGAGAGAUUUUUACUGGCCUUACCCCUUUUUUUUUUUUUUACUUACUUUCCGACCUUCAGUUGUUCUAUUCACGCAAUCAAAGUUCAGAUGCUUGAUUUUUCUAGUUCUAUCCAGUUUGAUUACUUUCAUACUAAACUGUCCACUCCACAACAAAUUUGAUAAAUGGAGGAUUGUGGUGAUUUGUGUGCUUUAAAGUUAUGUUCAUAGUUCAAAGUGUACAUUGAAAUGUACUUUAUCGACAAACAAUUUCCUUUUAUCGUUCUGGUUAUGUAUUCUCAAAUUGGUGAAGAUUUCUUAUGAGUCCUUUCGGUUCUGCCAUCC
Messenger RNA from Lycium barbarum (goji berry), 3758 nucleotides. Its product is annotated as transcription termination factor MTERF4, chloroplastic-like. The coding region runs from base 1350 to 2447 and encodes 365 amino acids. Gene Ontology annotation, molecular function: double-stranded DNA binding. Gene Ontology annotation, cellular component: chloroplast. The record is from RefSeq and is a predicted model, not a curated record. Gene Ontology annotation, biological process: chloroplast organization; regulation of DNA-templated transcription. NCBI's taxonomy places the organism in Eukaryota, Viridiplantae, Streptophyta, Magnoliopsida, Solanales, Solanaceae. The transcript is spliced from 2 exons.